Messenger RNA from Malus domestica (apple), 1534 nucleotides. RefSeq lists its product as uncharacterized. The record is from RefSeq and is a predicted model, not a curated record. Gene Ontology annotation, cellular component: nucleus. NCBI's taxonomy places the organism in Eukaryota, Viridiplantae, Streptophyta, Magnoliopsida, Rosales, Rosaceae. Gene Ontology annotation, biological process: DNA-templated transcription.
AUAGAAGGGAACCCGAGACCCGUAUUUCCUCCAUCAAUCGAUUAUCAAUUAAAAUCCCAAAACCUAAGAGUCCCAAAAUCGAGCGUGAUAAAUCGAUCUAUCAAUCUGCAAUCUCAAUCUCAGAGAGAGAUGGCCAUGCACAUGGAGGCUGAAGUACCUGGAAUCGGCGCCGUUGGGUGUUAUGCGGAGAAGCAGAGCUCGCUUGUGGCAAGAGGAAGAGGCAGCAGAAGCCGCUGGAGGAGGAAGACCGUCAACCUAGGUCAGUUACUCCAGGAGCGUUGCGAGUUUUACCCCAAGAUGAAGAAAAGGAAUGGGCUUUUACAAGGAAUUUCAUUUCGUUCCUUUUGUCCAAGGUAUCUAAGGAAACUGAUGCACAAUAUAUGGAUUCUGUCAAUUCAUGUGACCCUUCUAAAGUUGCUGCUCAACUGGAGUCCGUGCUGUUUGAAAACUGGGGUUUCAAUGAUCAGUCGCUGGAAUCGACUGAAAAGUAUUCUACUCUAUUUUAUUUCCUCCAUGCUCCUGCGAGAAAAGAUUUCCGCAGACAGGUUCUUCUCGGCGAGAUCUCACCAACACAGUUGGUGCACAUGUCUUUGGAUGAACCGCAUUCGAAGUACCCCAAUCAUAUGGACGACCUUUGCGAGAAUUGCUAUGAAGUUUGGUUUGAGAAACUUCGAAACAGCUUAAUUGAGUGUGGUAUGAUGAAACGUGUAACUGUGGAGCCGCUGGGGACUAAGCAGCGGCAGCAGCUGGACCCUUCACCUCGGUUGGACCCUCCUGGUACUGCAGUAUGGGGAGUUUUACGCCAAGUUUUACCCCAAGAUAUUGAAAAGGAACGGGCUUAUGAAAGGAAUUUCAUUUCGUUCCUUUUGUCCAAGGUAUCUAAGGAAACUGAUGCACGAUAUAUGGAUUCUGUCAAUGCAUGUGACCCUUCUAAAGUUGCUGCUCAACUGGAGUCCGUGCUGUUUGAAAACUGGGGUUUCAAAGGUCAGUCGCCGGAAUCGAAUGAAAAGUAUUCAUCUGUGUUUUCUUGCCUCCAGAAUCCUGCGAACAAAGACUUGCGUAGGCAAGUUCUUCUGGGAGAGAUCUCCUCAAAACAGUUGGUCAACAUGUCUCGAGAUGAGGUUUAUGAUUACUUGUUUUAGGCCGCCUGGUGAUGAUACUCAGAGAUGCAUUACUCGUUUCCAUUGAUUUCAAGCUCUGGCCAUUUUGUAGUUGGAUCGGUUGACAAGCGAAAGAAAAAGAGUCUGUUUCCAUUGAUUUAGCAUAUAACACGCUUCCUGUUGGAUUUGGAUUGUUCAUCUGCUAGAGGAGGAGACGUGGGAGACAAGUGGUUUAUGACUACGAAACCCAUAUAUACACACCUAUUUCUGAUGAAUCAAUUAAAUAAAUCAAACGAAAAGAAGAAACGUAAUUAAACAAGUGUGUAAUGAAAGAAAAAGAGCGCAGAAAGAACAUCUAAAGAUUCGCUGUCUUUAAUGUCUUAUAUAGGACCAUCACCUGGAGACGAGAAGGCACAGCCUAUUUGGGAGUUAUA